Zingiber officinale is the source of this 362-nucleotide messenger RNA. RefSeq names its product U2 small nuclear ribonucleoprotein B''-like. The transcript is spliced from 5 exons. NCBI's taxonomy places the organism in Eukaryota, Viridiplantae, Streptophyta, Magnoliopsida, Zingiberales, Zingiberaceae. Gene Ontology annotation, molecular function: RNA binding. Bases 3 to 362 code for a protein of 119 amino acids. The record is from RefSeq and is a predicted model, not a curated record.
GUAUGUUGAUGAGGCUCAGAAGGCUGUUGAUAGACUUGAUGGGAGGAAUGUGGAUGGUCGGAAUAUUAUGGUUUAGUUUGCAAAAUAUGGACCAAAUGCUGAGCGUAUACAUAAAGGAAAAAUUAUGGAAGCAGUUCCAAAGACAAGAGGAAGGUCAAGAAGUUGUAGCCCUCGGCCUAGAACUUAAACGAUCACUCUAUGCUUUAUUUUCACAAUAUGGAAGAAUUCUGGAUAUUGUGGCCUUGAAAACACCAAAGCUGAGAGGCCAGGCAUGGGUGGUAUUUGCUGAAGUUCCAGCUGCUAGCAAUGCAGUACGACAAAUGCAAAGAUUCCCAUUCUAUGAUAAACCCAUGGUUCUGUGA